AUGUCACUCGCACGCACACUCGCCACUUCGCUCGUCCGCGCAACUGUGCCAUGGCAUAUUCCGCCUGCCCUUCCCCGCCGACUCCGAACAGCUCUCCCUGCGCCCACCGCCGCCUCCUGGCAUCUACUGAACCACCGACGAGCGUUCGUCACCACUCCUCACGCCCGCCGCGAGCAGCCGGCAUCCCCAGAAGACGACAGCGCACUCCCCCAAGUGGGCUACAACUCGUCAUCCUCUACACCAAUCGGUCAGAUUGAGCGCCGACUACGGAUCACAUUCACCUGCACGGCGAGCGUGACGCCUGAAGGGAAGACGGAGGCGGAAGCGAGCGCGUGUGGGCAUCGGAGUAGCCAUGAGUUCGCGCGACGGAGCUACGAGAAGGGGGUGGUAAUCAUCCAGUGUCCUGGUUGCGGGAACAGGCAUCUCAUUGCCGACCACCUGCACUGGUUCUCCCAGACACCCUCCCCCGCCCACCCUACCGGCCAACCGAUCGGCUCUGAAACGCCCCGCACAAUCGAAGACCUAAUGCGCGAGAAGGGCGAGCAAGUGACUUGGCAGUCGAACCCGGACCAUCCUCCUUCGUCUGCAACCGAUGCCGACGGUCGACAGCAGGUUCGGUUUGUGAUGCGUGAGCGGCAGGAGGAGGAUGGAAGUAAGACGAUUGAGGUGACGGAGGAGCAGGGUGUGGCGGACGAGCAGGGUGUGGCGGACGAGCAGGGAGCGCAGAAGUAG
This is a messenger RNA of Rhodotorula toruloides NP11, 732 nucleotides long. Its product is annotated as zinc finger, Zim17-type. The record is from RefSeq and is a predicted model, not a curated record. The coding region runs from base 1 to 732 and encodes 243 amino acids. Gene Ontology annotation, cellular component: mitochondrion. Gene Ontology annotation, molecular function: protein-folding chaperone binding; zinc ion binding. NCBI's taxonomy places the organism in Eukaryota, Fungi, Basidiomycota, Microbotryomycetes, Sporidiobolales, Sporidiobolaceae. The transcript is spliced from 2 exons. Gene Ontology annotation, biological process: protein folding; protein stabilization; protein import into mitochondrial matrix.